Molecule: messenger RNA, 1368 nt
Organism: Anneissia japonica
Lineage: Eukaryota; Metazoa; Echinodermata; Crinoidea; Comatulida; Comatulidae
Product: octopamine receptor 2-like
Exons: 1
Coding region: 193-1158 (321 amino acids)
Biological process (GO): G protein-coupled receptor signaling pathway
Cellular component (GO): membrane
Molecular function (GO): G protein-coupled receptor activity
Source: RefSeq, a predicted model, not a curated record
UUGAAACAUCAGGUUGUACAUAUAAUUUAAGGAAAAUUAUGACUGAAACGAUUUAUCAAUAUCUUUGUCGGACCAAAAUACUUCAGUUUUAGUUUAUUUAAAUGAAUCACACAGUCUGAAUUGCAUUUAAACUAAUGCAUACAUAGAUAUUUUUUUCUGUGAGAGGUCAAUUAAUUUUGGAAUAGGCUGAAGAUGGUUUUAAAUAGCACUGAAGCAAGUGGAUUUGGUACCGUAGUUUAUUACACGGUAUCUGUUAUCACAGCUGUUGUGACGUUUAUCGGGAACACUAUAUUUCUGGUAGCACUUUUGAAGACUAAAACGCUGCAAGUGAAAACUAAUAUUCUGGUUGGUAACUUAGCUGUCGUUGAUAUAGUUAGCAGCUUUUUGGUCAUUCUAGUUACCGUUAUGUAUUACACCCAACCGUUCAUCGUCUCCAUGCAGCUAACAUUAAUAUGGCUGUGCAUAUUGAAUCUAUCCCCUUGUACCAUUCUUGCAAUUGCAGUUGACAGAUUCCUUGCAGUUGUGCAUUCACCAUUGACGUACAAGCGAUAUCCACAUCCAUGGAAGUAUGUAUUGGCGGUUAUUCUUAUGUGGUCUUUAACACUAGUCUUGGUGAUUGGGUCCAUUGUAGCUGCGCACUUAGGAAACAGUGCAUUUUUAAAUGCUAUUUUAAUUGUCACAACAGUUUUCAUUGUGGUUGGGGCUGUCAGCCUGUCUGCCGUUGCUUUUUUCUACAGAAAAAUUUUCAAAACUCUAAUGGCAGUUCAGUCACAAGUGAUAAAAAAACAUUCGCCAUUGUCUCUGUGUUUCACUGGUAGAAGAAACGAGAAUAGGAACUUAAAGCUUGUUAUCUCUUUCACAAUUCGCCUUGUCAUUACUUACCUGCUGUGGCUACCUUUUUUGAUUGGUAAAUCAGUGAAGUUAAUCCGUCACAAGGAUUUAUUCUUCAGUGGUAGUGAUGUUAGCGAAGGCAUUAUCUGUGACAUUGUUCCCUGUGAGGCAUCGAUCACCGCGAUUUGGUUGAUAGUUGAUGGCACGAUCAAUCCUUGGAUAUACUGGACAAGACAUCAAAAGUAUCGUAUUGCUAUGAAGUCAGCUUUGUGCUUUAGAAGUUCAGCCUCAAAUGUUGGUGACAUAUUAUCAAGUGACAAACUGUAGUUGAUUAAAUGACUAUUAUCUGUGACAUUGUUCUCUGAUUUGGUUGAUAGUUGAUGGCACAAAUCAAUCCUUGGAUAUACUGGACAAAACAUAAAAUGCAUUGUGUUGCCAUGAAGUCAGCUUUGUGCUUUAGAAAAACAGCCACAAAUGUUGCUGACAUAACAUCUUUAAUAACAUUAAUCAUGAAGGAAAUAUAAUUUCCUCCAUGCA